UUUUCGAGAAAUUGGACAUAACACUAAAGAGGCUAUUUUGGAAUCGCUGGCUUCCUUCAUUCUUAAUUAAGUUUAGUUUGAGAAGCACGAACGUUAUACGAUUUUAUUCAGACGCAAAUUAUGGCAAAACAUCAUCCAGACCUUAUUUUCUGCAGGAAGCAACCAGGUGUUGCUAUCGGUCGUCUAUGUGAAAAGUGUGAUGGAAAGUGCGUUAUUUGUGACUCAUAUGUUCGCCCGUGCACUCUUGUUCGUAUAUGUGACGAGUGUAAUUACGGAUCAUAUCAAGGACGUUGUGUCAUAUGUGGUGGUCCAGGUGUUUCAGACGCUUAUUACUGUCGACAAUGCACAUGUUUAGAAAAAGAUAGAGAUGGGUGUCCUAAAAUCGUCAACUUAGGAAGUGCAAAAACUGAUCUAUUUUAUGAGCGUAAGAAAUAUGGAUUCAAAAAACGCUGAUCUAUUCCAAGAAAUAUACCUUUUGUACAUGUUUUUCACUUCACAGUAAAGCGUUUUUUUAAUGAUCUAUUUUCAAUCUCAUGUGUUACUCAGUAGUGCUACGGUUAUCAUUCUUAACUCACCUUUACUCAUAAUAUGCACAUUUCUCGUACGUACGUAACUUUUGGAAGUAAAAGGACGCUGCAUGUAUUAUUGGUAGUUUUCUAAAGAAUGUGACACUCGAAAUAUAAUUUAACUGUACG
Molecule: messenger RNA, 695 nt
Organism: Schistosoma turkestanicum
Lineage: Eukaryota; Metazoa; Platyhelminthes; Trematoda; Strigeidida; Schistosomatidae
Source: the annotation of a GenBank genome assembly